AUGGCCACAGCUUCUGCGGAAGCCGGCAGAGGUCAGGCCUGCUGGAAUGUGUUCCCUGCCGAAUGGGUCGAGCGAUUGCGUUCGAAGUAUUCCCAGCCAUUGGUUGCAUUAGAGCUGCUUGAGAGUCCAGAGGGCUUCGAAGAUGUGCUUGGAGUCAUUUCUGGAAAUGAUAUUUUGCAGACAGCACUGCUACGGGGACGGCUGCAGGCACUUCGUAAUCAGUUGGCUGUCAAGAGGAAAAUUGUGCAAUCACAGGUGAAUGCAAGGUUCAAGAAGCCUCGUCUGCCUGUACAUCAAUCUGACUCUUCGAGAGCGCAGGAAAAUUUUGCAGUUGCCGCGAAUGCACUGGUACCAUUUAUCCGGAAGCGUGGGAAGUCAGGUUUGGGCAGGUCUCUGCUUGCUGUGGAGGAUGAUCCUGACAUUCUUGAGUCCAGAGAGCGCGAGCGAUGGGUGGAAGUGCUCAGUACUUACAUCAUUGAUGCUCAGUUGCCUGUAGUCUCCUUGAUUGAAGGUUCAGAGGAUCGUCGGCAAGCCUGGCGCAGGGUGUUCGGAGCCCGGAGGGCCAAGACCUUGAGGAACCGUGCAAGAUCCUUUAAGCAUUACCGCAUGUGGUUGGAGACGGUCAGAGGUUUGGCCUGGCCCUCACGCGUCUCAGACGUUACGGAUUUUCUGGAGGAACGUUCGAAGGAUGGCUGUGGGUUCAGUGUGCCUGGGGAGCUUCUGGCUGCUUUAUCUGUACUGGAGUCCGUGGGCAGAGUUCACAUGAGGGAUAGGUUCUCCUUGGAUGAGACAGUCAAGGCCGUGGCGCAGUCCAUUACCGAGGAACUGCAGGGCCGUGCGGCGCCACGCCGCCCAGCCAAGUUGUAUACGAUGGCCAUGCUUAUUGCUUUAGAGAUUCAUGUUUUGGACGAGGAUGCUUCUUUGUUUUCGCGAAUCAUUGCCUGGGUGAUUUCUUUGCAACAUUGGACUGCUAUGAGAGCUGACGAUGUUCAAUGGUUGGAUCCGGGGCGUAUGACGCUCACUGAUAGCGGCCUUUCCGGAGUACUUAGACGGACCAAGACCACGGGUCCUGGUCGCAGGGCACGCGAGGUGCCUGUCUACGUGGGCCGCGAGGUUUCGCUCUCAGGAAAUGAUUGGUUGCAAGUGGGCUUUGCUCUGUUCAAGAUGCCGGAAGUUUACUGGGAGCGCAUGUAUUUUCUUCCUUUUCCUUCUGCAGACUGGACUGGUGGAGUCAAGAAGCAUUUGUCACCUGAGAUGCUGAAUGUAUGCAUCAAGCGGGUACUUGCAGAGCUAUCUGUGCCCCAGCGAGGAGAGCAUGCUUGGGUCAAGAGCUCCAUGAGUUUGCUGCCUCAGGAGCUGUUGCCGUACUGGUCCGGUCACUCUGCAAGACAUUGGCUGCCUUCUUGGGCGGCCACACUUGGGGUUUCAAAGCCAGAUAGAGAUUUCCUGGGAAGGUGGCAAGCUGGAGUGCAUGAGAGCAAUGAGUACAUUGUCACCUCGCGGGAGGUGGUACACCGUGUGCAGAUGCAGGUCGUGGAAGGUGCUGCAGUGGGCCACUCCGGAAUUGAUGAGCGUCCGCUGCUAAAUGAGUUGCAGGAAUUUGCAAACACACGCGGGGUCAGCUUUGCCAGAGGGGCUGCCCGCCACCGUGUGUGGCGGACGAAUGACUCAGGACAUCGUGCUUUGCUGCUAGGGUUUCCACUUGAUUAUGAGCAUAUCACCGAAGGGCUGGACGUGGAGGCUGCACUGGAGGUGAUCGUGGAAGAUGAAGAUGGGCUAGAUCCCGAUGUUUCGUGCUUUCCUUAUUGGGUCUCUAUUUCGAGACGCAGCCAGUUUCGGCGGCUUCAUGCCAAGGAUAAGUGCGGGAUCAUGCCUUGGAGUGUUUUUCGUGCAGAAGGUUUCAGAAGUGUUGAUUCUGCCAAUGCCGAUGCUUGGUGUAAGACUUGUUGGAAGAAGGUGUCAUGUGAAGAGGCUUCGGCCUCUCAGGAAGUUUCAUCCUCGGGAUCCUCCUCCAGCACCGAGUUGGAAGAGCCUGAGCAAGCGUCUCAGGAAGAGUGA
Symbiodinium sp. CCMP2592 is the source of this 2058-nucleotide messenger RNA. NCBI's taxonomy places the organism in Eukaryota, Dinophyceae, Suessiales, Symbiodiniaceae. The record is from the annotation of a GenBank genome assembly.